This is a messenger RNA of Acanthaster planci (crown-of-thorns starfish), 2053 nucleotides long. Its product is annotated as microfibril-associated glycoprotein 4-like. NCBI's taxonomy places the organism in Eukaryota, Metazoa, Echinodermata, Asteroidea, Valvatida, Acanthasteridae. The record is from RefSeq and is a predicted model, not a curated record.
ACCAGGUUAAAGUACAGCCACAACCCCGUGAGCCAUUCCAAACGAAUAUUAACAUAGGAAAUACCUCAGUCGUCUGGUUACUCGACAACAGACCCUGGGAAAACUUUGCAUAUCUGAUUUUAUCGUGAAAUGUUAGUCGGUGAGAAGUGAAAGUGUAUAAUUAUUUAAGACCAAAGUAUCGUGUAGAAAGAUGACUGUUAGUUGGAUUUAUUCUCGAGUUGGACUGGCAGACACAGUGUAACGCACAAGACCUUGCUUAGUGAGGGACUAAAGCAGUCUGGAGAAAUGGAAUCGUCAAUAUAUAGGCUCGUUCUGUUUGUAACUGUGAUUGUUGCGGGAACCAACCCGAGAGCUGAGGCUGGGAUCUUUUGCCAUGACGCUACUGGUUGUGAGAGAAAUCCUUUACUUGAGAACGAUCUAUCGAUACAGCAUUUUUCAACCGAUCAUAAACUGGGUGGGAAGACGCUUCGAGAACCCAUCGUAUAUGAGCCAGAAGUCAACGUCAAAGAGUUUGAAAAACCGGUGUCUGCCUCAUGUAAUCGUUCUGAGGUAGAAGGUUUCAUCAGAUGGAGGGUUGGAGAGUUGGAAAGAUUGACAGAGGAAUACAAGCGGGAUGAGGAAGAUUUCAUGAGGCAGGUUUUUCAACUACACUCGGCCUUCGAGGACAUCGUCGCAAGCAUCAAAAAUAGACAAGGUAUCCUCCCUAAGGAUUGUUCGGCAGCCUUAACUAAGGACAAGGCAAAUAGUGGUGUGUACACAGUGCAGCCGCGAGAUGGUGGAGCAGCCAUUCAAGUGUACUGUGACAUGGCCACCGAUGGUGGCGGUUGGACGGUGUUUCAGCGUCGUAAAGACGGCUCAGUAGACUUCUACCGUGAUUUUGAUAGUUAUCGCCAAGGCUUCGGUGAUGUAGACGGUGAGUUCUGGCUGGGCAAUGAUAAUCUAUAUCGACUAACCUCUCAAGAUGACUACAUUCUACGAAUUGAUCUGACAGACUUCCAGAACAACUCCGCGUACGCUAUGUACCCCAACUUCAGGAUUGCUGAUCUGUCUGACUACUAUCGGUUGAGCGUUUCUGGCUACUGGGGAACAGCAGGUGACUCUUUGUCUAAACACGUCGACAAGCGCUUCUCUACCUAUGAUGUAGACAACGAUGAUUGGAUAAAAAGCUGUGCCAUACAGUUUGGCGGUGCCUGGUGGUAUGCAGGUUGUUAUCAGUCUAACCUGAAUGGUCGAUAUUUUGGAGAACCGUACCAGGGGAUAGCCUGGUACACUUGGAAAGGAAACUAUGAAUCCUUGAGAAUUUCCGAGAUGAAAUUUAAAAUUAUGAACAAAUAAGCAACUGUCUAAACUUACCUUUAAGUUAAACAAGACAUAGAAGUUCAUGUAAUUGUCUCAUUGCAUUCCAGUCCUGUAAUGCUCAAGCCGGGCUGAAAUCGAUUGAAGUUCUAGCAGAAGUCAGUCGUUAAAGGGACCAUGGAAUACAUUGGUUUCAUUACAACCCUUAGAAUUUUACCCUAAUAUUUUCAUUAAUCAAAGUUUCAGUUUUUGUUUUAAAAAGAAUCUGUAUUUUGGAGCCCAUAUGGUUUUGGGGGUUAUUUAAUAUGCAUAUACAUGAGCAAAACGGUCACCCCAGUCAAUGAACCUCGAUGUUGCAGAUUUAUGCACAGAAGCUGGAAUUUGCAAUGCUUUUCUGUCGUAAAUUUCCAUUCUUUGGCAAUUUAUUGUUGUGAACAUGUAAAUAUAGGGGCAAUAAGUCAGCGAGCAGCCUUUUUCUCGCCAAUCUUUUCAAACAACAAGUAUGGGCUUCAACUUCCCCCCUCCCCUAACAACACCCUUGUGUCCAAAACAUUUGGCAGUAGCGCACACAGUACAGCCGUAUGUAAGUCAUUGGCUUCCGAGUCUGCAAGUAUUAACAGUAGCCAGUAUGUUUGAACACAGCCAAGGCACAUUAUUUACGCAGAUAAGAAACAUUGCAAAUUUCGUCACUAUCCGGUUCGUAAGUGACUUCCUCACAAAGGCGGACGCGCCCCGAUUUGCAGGCUUCCAUUGGACA